Mesorhabditis belari is the source of this 420-nucleotide messenger RNA. NCBI's taxonomy places the organism in Eukaryota, Metazoa, Nematoda, Chromadorea, Rhabditida, Rhabditidae. The record is from the annotation of a GenBank genome assembly.
AUGAAAAUCGAGCUGUUGAACGAAAAGGUCAAGUACGUGCAAAACGCGAACAAUAUAUUGAGGAAUCGGAUUUACAGUUCGCAAAAAAUAAUCCGAGAUCAAACCAACAUCAAACGGGUUCUCUACAAUCGCCUAAUUGCCUGGGAUUGCAAGGAGUUGUACAGCGAGUUGGUGCUCCCAUUCGAUACGGCUCCAAUUGUUGGGAUUGACGUGAUUCCCCACAAGAAAAUUCGACUGCAAGAGCGAGCGUCACCCGAAGAGAAACCACCACAACCACAGGAGCGGGCAAUUCCAACUGGAAAAGAAAACUCAACUCUUCAAAACGUUCUCUACACGCAAGCCAAAAUCGAGGCGAUUCUCGCCGAUUGCAAGAAACAAAGCCUCAAAAAUAUUAGCUAUGAAAAACGCAUUCUGCAGAAA